AUGAAGAUUAUCUUAUGCUGUUUACUUGGCUUACUUACUAUCAUUUUUUCCUUUGCUUCUGCUGCUGCAGAGGAUCAUUACCAUCAAUUUGUUAUUCAAACUGCAACGGUGAAUAGGCUGUGUAAAACACGAAACAUACUCACUGUAAAUGGACAGUUUCCUGGCCCAACAAUUGUAGCUAGAGAUGGAGAUUCUAUGGCGAUCAAAGUAACAAAUGCUGGACCUUACAAUAUCUCCCUCCACUGGCAUGGAUUUAGGAUGUUGAGAAAUCCAUGGGCAGACGGGCCUAGUUAUGUGACUCAAUGUCCAAUCCAACCAGGUGGAAGUUACACAUACCGUUUUACAAUACAAAAUCAAGAAGGAACACUAUGGUGGCAUGCUCACACUGGUUUCUUAAGAGCAACUGUUUAUGGUGCUUUCAUUGUUUAUCCAAAAUUGGGUUCUUAUUUUCCUUUCAAUAUUCCAAAUAGAGAAUAUCCCAUCCUUCUUGGGGAAUGGUUUGAUAGAGAUCCAAUGACUCUCUUCAAACAGACACAAUUCACAGGAGGAGCUCCAAAUACAUCGGUUGCAUACACCAUAAAUGGUCAACCCGGAGAUCUCUACCAAUGCUCAAGUCAAGGAACUAUACGUUUUCAAGUAAAUGCAGGAGAAACAAUUCUCUUAAGAAUCAUCAACAGUGGACUCAAUCAAGAACUCUUCUUUUCUAUUGCAAACCACAGAAUGACAGUUGUUGCAAUGGAUGCUGCUUACACAAAACCUUCCACAACCGGAGUCCUCAUGAUCGGACCAGGCCAAACAAUCAACGUCCUCGUCACAGCCGAUCAACCGCCCGGCCGCUACUACAUGGCAGCUCACGCUUACCAAACAGCCAUGAACGCCGCAUUCGAUAACACAACAACAACUUCAAUUCUUCAAUACAACAAUGCACCAUCUUCAAGACCUAUUUUACCUGUUUUACCGGCUUUUAACGACACAGCAACUUCAACUGCAUUCACAUCAAGGAUUAGAGGACUUUCCAAAAUUCAAGUGUUUCAAAAUUUCGAUGUGAGCUUAUUGUUCACUGUAGGGUUAGGGUUAAUAAACUGCACAAACCCGAAUAGUCCAAGGUGUCAAGGACCGAAUGGAACAAGAUUUGCAGCAAGCAUAAACAACAACUCUUUUGUUCUUCCUAGAACAACUUCAUUAAUGCAAGCUUAUUAUCAAGGAAUUCCUGGCGUUUUUACCACAGAUUUUCCUCCGGUUCCUCCCAUACAGUUCAAUUAUACAGGAAAUGUUCCUAGGGGUUUGUGGACUCCUAGAAAAGGAACUAAGUUGUUUAGAGUGAAAUAUGGUUCAAAUAUUCAAAUUGUUUUGCAGGAUACUAGUAUAGUAACAAUUGAGGAUCAUCCUAUGCAUGUUCAUGGGUUCCAUUUCUUUGUAGUUGGUUCGGGUUUUGGAAAUUUUAAUCCAAGAACAGAUCCGGCAAGGUUCAACCUGGUGGAUCCACCCGUGAGGAACACUAUUGGCACGCCUCCGGGUGGAUGGGUCGCCAUUCGUUUCAAGGCUGAUAAUCCAGGAAUUUGGUUCUUGCAUUGUCACAUAGAUUCACAUCUGAGUUGGGGUUUGGCAACAGCACUUUUGGUAGAAAAUGGAGUUGGCCCAUUACAAUCAGUGAUACCUCCACCACCAGAUCUGCCCCAAUGUUGA
Messenger RNA from Vicia faba (fava bean), 1686 nucleotides. Lineage: Eukaryota; Viridiplantae; Streptophyta; Magnoliopsida; Fabales; Fabaceae. The record is from the annotation of a GenBank genome assembly.